AGGAAAUGAGUUUUCUUCUUCUUCUACAGUCUGUCUAAGACAAAAUAAACAAAACUGCUCCGUCCUCAGUAUCUGCCUUCCAACAUGAAAGCCACCCAGGUCCUCCUGAUAUUAUUCUUCAUCCAAGGAGAUGUCUACAGUGAAGAAGAUGAGCCCUACUGUACAGAGCAACCUGACUCCAUAUCGGUAGAUGUGGGGGGAUCGGUGACCAUCCCUUGUCACUUCUCCUAUCCUAAGAAUUAUAAUCCAGCAAAGGUGAAAGUGUACUGGAGACAUGCAACAGGAGGUAGAUGUGGAAAUAAUGACAUCAUUUACAAUCACACUGAGAAGAGGACAAAAGCAGACUAUAGAGGACGGAUCACUAUGGAGGGAAACCCAGAGCUGGAGAGAACAGCAACAAUCAGAAUCAAGGAACUGAAGGAAACGGAUGGACCCAUGUUCUGCUGUAGGAUCUCACUUUACUAUAAUGGGCAACAAAAGGAAGAGUGGCAGAAUAUAUAUGGGACCUAUAUAAGGUUCAAAGGCCAGUUUUAUGUAGAACAGCCGGAUGUUGUCCCUGCUGUGAUUGGAGAAGAUAUCUCCAUACCGUGUGCUCUUCAUAAUAAAUUAUCUGGUGCUAUAGAGGAGAUUACCUGGAGGGUAGGAACAAGUGAUCUGUGUUUUGAAAAUGAUGAAUUUUUAAGAUGGAAUACAGAAAAUAUAACACAAAGGAUUGGACAAUGGAGAUUAGAGAAAUUGGAGAAGAGCUUCCUAUUACACAUAAAUAAUGUUAAACAUUCUGACAUUCAGCAAUACUGCUGUGAGGUGAAGACAAUAACAAGAUCAGAUGGACGGUCAUCUACACACGGCACCCAGCUAGUGAUAGCAGAUUCUACUCAGAAUGAUUCCGAGUUCACAGUCACUCAGUCUGAGAUAAUAUCAGCCAAUGAAGGAGAAUCUGUCACCAUCAACUGCUCAUACACCAUCCCACCAGAGCGAAACCUUCUGUGGAGUGGAGUUUUCUGGAGAGUGGGCAGCCCAACAGGACCCUUCGCCUAUCACCCCUCUGAUCUGAUGGUUCAUCCCAAUUACAGAGGAAGAACUCAACUGAGUGGAUUGGCUGACCUCCAAAUAAAGAAAACCCAAAAUCCAGAUACCGCCACCUAUUACUGCUUUGUGAUGCUGAAAUUUUGUAUUGGAUCCAACAAGACCAACUCAGCGCUGAAAUACGGGAGCGGGACGCAAUUAGAUAUAGAUGUAAAAAGCCAGACCUCCACAGGUGUCCCUACACGCACCACAGAAACUUCCACGAGCAGCACUGCCUCUGACCUGCAGAUGCUACCAGCGAUUCUUGCUGGAGUAGGGGGCUUGCUCGUUUUGAUUAUUUUGUGUGUCAUAUUGAUUGUCCUGAAGAAGAGAGGUGUAAUUUGUAAAAAGAAAGAGAGAGUAAAGUUUUUACCUUCACCUGUGAACCCUGCAUCAAGGGCCCCGAGCAAUGAUAAUAACGGUAGGGGGAGAGUAUAG
Molecule: messenger RNA, 1503 nt
Organism: Rana temporaria (common frog)
Lineage: Eukaryota; Metazoa; Chordata; Amphibia; Anura; Ranidae
Exons: 8
Coding region: 85-1503 (472 amino acids)
Source: RefSeq, a predicted model, not a curated record